AUGCCCGAUCUCAUUAAUGACCUGGCAACAAGUGUUGCUGGAGAGAACUUUUUCAUGUUGGGUCAGAAGAAUGCCGUCAACUGCAGAAACGGAGCUUUGGAGAAGCUCCACCACUUUUCAUAUAUUUUUCAAGAGUGUGAAGUAUACCGCAAGUUCAAGGCACUAUACACAGCCAGGCGCUUGAGAACAUUCUUACCAGUGUCGGUAAAGAGAGAUAAGUGGGAACGUUUCUAUCUAUCGAGCAAGAUUCUAACAAAAUUACUCCCCCAACAACAGUUUUUAAGGGUGCUGAGCCUAGCUAAAUAUCGAAUCAAUGAGGUGCCACAGUCUAUUGAGGGUCUCAAACAUUUGCGGUACCUCAAUUUUUCUGAUACAGAUAUCACAUGUUUACCGGAACAAAUCGGUGACCUGUACAAUCUACAAAGCUUGUUGCUUUCUGGUUGUACAAAGUUAUCUAGGUUACCAGACAGUCUCGUAAAGCUGAAAAACCUGCGGUACCUCAACCUUUCUGGUUGUACAAAGUUAUCUAGGUUACCAGACAACCUCAUAAAGCUGAUAAACCUGCGAUACCUCAACUUUUCUAGAACUGACAUCACAUGUGUACCGGAAAAAGUAGGUAACUUGUACAAUCUACAGAGCUUAUUGCUUUCUGGUUGUCACGGGUUAUGUAGCUUGCCAAGUAGUCUUGUAAAGCUGAUAAACCUGCGACAUCUUGAGAUCACAGAUACUCCAAAGUUGAAAGAGUUGCCCAUAGGGAUUGGUGAAUUGACUGGUCUACAAACCCUAUCCAAAGUUAUUAUUGGAGAUGCUAAUAGGUUCAAAAUAUCCCAUCUUAAAGACCUACAACAUCUUCAAGGACGGCUUACCAUUGAAGGACUGCAUAAAGUGGCAAAAUCAACAGACGCAAAGGAAGCCAAUUUACAGCAAAAGAAGGGUCUUCAUGAUUUAAAGAUGGAAUGGAGUGACGUCUUUGAUGAUUCCCGGAAUGAGUUGAUUGAGUCCGAAGUGCUUGAAGGGCUAAGGCCUUUUGAGAAGUUGACCAACAUCAAAAUAUCAAAAUAUAUGGGAAUUUAA
This is a messenger RNA of Erigeron canadensis, 1074 nucleotides long. RefSeq names its product putative disease resistance protein At3g14460. The coding region runs from base 1 to 1074 and encodes 357 amino acids. Lineage: Eukaryota; Viridiplantae; Streptophyta; Magnoliopsida; Asterales; Asteraceae. The transcript has a single exon. The record is from RefSeq and is a predicted model, not a curated record. Gene Ontology annotation, molecular function: protein binding.